This is a messenger RNA of Oryctolagus cuniculus (rabbit), 1292 nucleotides long. The record is from RefSeq and is a predicted model, not a curated record. Lineage: Eukaryota; Metazoa; Chordata; Mammalia; Lagomorpha; Leporidae.
CCGGCUGCCGGGGCAAUGAGGGCUCUGGCGCGGCGCUGCUGGGGACAGCGCCUGGCCGGUGGGGUGGUGGCCGCGAGGCCGAGCCCCCGGUGGCGGGCACUGACCGGGAGAACAAGGAGGAGGCGCUGAUCGACAGAUUGGAGGUGGUCACCGUGCCCUCGCCGUCGCCACGAGGGCUGCCGGUGAAGCAGUUCGCAGCGCAGGCCCAGCUGCCGGUGCACGAGUGGCCGGACGUGGGCGCUGGGGAGUACGACGUGGGAGUCGUCGCCUCGUUUGGCCGACUUUUGAGUGAGGCUCUUAUUCUUAAGUUUCCCUAUGGCGUGUUGAACGUGCACCCCAGCUGCCUCCCGAGGUGGCGUGGGCCAGCUCCCAUCAUCCACACGGUGCUGCAUGGAGACGCGGUUACUGGAGUGACCAUCAUGCAGAUCAGACCCAAAAGGUUUGACGUAGGCCCGAUUGUCAAGCAGGAAACCAUUCCUGUGUCACCCAGGAGUACCGCGAAGGAGUUAGAAGUGGUGUUGUCAAGACUGGGGGCCAACAUGCUUAUUUCAGUUCUGAAGAAUCUGCCUGAAAGUCUGAACCGUGCAAGGCAGCAGCCAGCUGAGGGGGUGACGUACGCUCCUAAGAUAUCUGCUGGCACCAGCUGUAUAAAAUGGGAAGAACAAACUUCAGAGCAAAUAUUCAGACUUUAUCGUGCCAUUGGAAAUAUAAUUCCGUUGCAGACACUCUGGAUGGAGAAUACUGUUAAACUUCUGGAUUUGGUAGAAGUUAACAAUUCAGUCCUUGCUGAUCUGAAACUAACAGGACAGACUGUUACUCCAGGUUCAGUAAUAUACCACAAGCAGUUGCAAAUACUGCUGGUUUGUUGCAAGGAUGGCUGGAUUGGCGUCCGAUCAGUAAUGCUUAAGAAAACACUCACAGCUACUGACUUCUACAAUGGAUAUCUGCACCCUUGGCGCCAAAACAAUUCCCAAGCUCCACCAAGCCAAUGCAGAUUUCAGACUCUCAGACUUCCAGCGAAGAAGAAGCUGGCGAAAACAGUUGUUGCCAUGCAACAGUGCAUUAAGUAGGAAGAAGAUGGACAAGAACCUAUUCCAUAUUUGUCACUUAUUAAAAGCCUUAUUUAUAAGGAAUUGCCUUGACUUUUAAAAUAAAAGAUGACACUGUUGGAGAAAGAGAAGAUUACUGUCAAAAACAUGGAAGGCCUCACUUUCCACUUGUUGAGUAAUGGUAAAAAGCAGCAUUUUUUUGAAUAACAGAAGUUUAAAUAAAAUUUGGAUGUAUAAUGUCAA